CAGAUCUAUUGAAUUAGCUUUCUACCUUAAUUUGAAAUGGAUAUUAAUACAAAAGAAGAAAUUUUUGACCAUAUUUCAAAAAAUUUAUCAUCGAUACAAUUUAAAACAUUAAGAGAAAAUGAAAUCGAAGCUACUGAUGAUGAAAAAUUAACUACAAUGAAACAAACAUUAGAAAAUGAUCCUGCUUUGUUCUUAACGAAAUGGGGUAAAUUUUUACCUAAAAAUGAAUUGGAAAAAUUCGAAUGUUUAAGAGGCGAUUAUGAAGUAAAUUGGCAUUUAAAUAAAUUGCUAUCUACACAAAACAAAAACACUAUUUCUUCAUCGAUAGCAAGUGAACCUCCAAUAAUAUCAAAGCAACUUUUACCAAGUUCAAGACAUAAUAAACAAAUUCUUAAUAGAAGGUAUAAAUAUCUUACAACGAUGCUUGAUAAUACAUCAUAUUUUGGUGACGAAGCUAUUGAAAUGAGAGAACCAAGUUUAUAUGAAGAUUAUGUCGGUCAAUAUAUUCCUGAAGAAGAAAGAUACAAACAAUUUGAUGAUGAUGUAGAUUUAAUUGAUAGAGUUUAUUAUGAUAUAGAUCAAAGUUAUAUCCAUGAUAGGUUACAAGAAGAGAAAAGAAUUCUAGAAGAACAAGAAGAGGAGGAGGAGGAGGAAGAGGAGGAAGAGAACGAAAUUGAGAAAAAAGUAAAAGGAGAUGGUAUGGCUGAUAAUGAAGAUGUACCACAGAUAUCUGAGGAAGAAAAACAACAACUACGGGCUGAUCUUGUGGAUAUCAUGAGAAAUAAGUUCAUGUCUGGUGAUGAUCCUGACUUUGAUUAUGAUGCGGUUGAUUUUAACGAGGAAUAUGAUGAUGUUAAUGUACAGGAACAAGAGAUACAAGAAAAAUAUUUUGAUAAUGAGGAACCGAAUGAAACUUCAGAGGUUAAAAAUGGAACGGGCGAAUAUGAUUAUUAGUUAAUUCUCCAUCUUUUGUACAGUAUUUAGGGGAUAAUAAAAUAAUUUAUUAAUGUGGCAUAUUCAAUGGAUCAUAUAAAAAUUAAUGAUCUUUUGUAUUAUAAACUAUUUAUUGAACAAGAAAAAAAUAAAAAUAAAAUAGAUUAUCAAAAUAAUCGUCAUUUAAACACGUCCUUUGAUAGUUGAUAAGAUUAUCAUUUAUUAUGGGAAUCUAAGAAAC
This is a messenger RNA of Rhizophagus irregularis DAOM 181602=DAOM 197198, 1174 nucleotides long. RefSeq lists its product as uncharacterized. The record is from RefSeq and is a predicted model, not a curated record. NCBI's taxonomy places the organism in Eukaryota, Fungi, Glomeromycota, Glomeromycetes, Glomerales, Glomeraceae.